UGCAAAUGAAUUCAUAAAGCAAAAGGCGCCGCUUUACGCGGUCAACCCGUUACCAAUAAAAGCCCACAAACUUUCUACCUUGAUUUUGCACCCAAUCAUAUUCGUAGAAACCGCUCUAUAGGUCUCGACAUCGAUUCCCAUUCCCGACAACCUGUUUUUCUGCCAUUGUUUAUAUUUCUCGGGAGGGCUGCUGAGCAGUGGCGUUUGAUAUCCAUGUUGGGCAAAGGUGCUUGAUCAGCAGAGCAGAGGUGAGGUGAGGGAAUAUACACAGAGCGAUCUUGGCUAUGGCUUCUCAUGGUAAUCCUGCUGCUCCGCCGGAAGUUCAAGAGGUGCCUUACCCGGAUUCUGUAGGUUCCUGGGGAGGUGAAUCGGAAGAGGGGGCGGGAGCUCCACGCGUGAGGUUUAUGUGCAGCUAUGGCGGCCGGAUUCUUCCCCGUCCGCAUGAUAAUCAGCUGAGAUAUGUUGGGGGUGAGACUCGAAUCGUGGCCGUGAGCCGCCAUAUCUCGUACUCGUUGCUCAGCGCGAAGCUUUCGAAGCUCUGCGGAAGCAACGUGACUUUGAAAUACCAGCUCCCGAAUGAGGACCUGGAUGCGCUUAUUUCUGUUACUACGGAGGAGGAUCUUGAUAAUAUGAUGGAGGAAUACGAUCGGCUCACGGUGAAAUCUUCGUCUUCGUCGUCGGCAAGGUUGAGGCUUUUCUUGUUUCCGGCCAAGUUGGAGAACGCUACCAGCUUGGGGUCUCUGCUUGAGGGGUCGAAAAGGGAGCACUGGUUCGUCGACGCGCUUAAUGGCGUGCCGAUUUUGUCGCGCGGCCGGUCUGAGGUUUCGUCCUUGGCGUCGGAUGUGCCGGAUUAUUUGUUUGGGCUUGAUAAUCUGGAGGAUUGGGAUCGAGACGAGCGCGCUUCGAAGCCUGCGCCUGCGAAUCGGAAGAGUCGCCUGAAUUUGAACUCGCAGUCGCCGGAGGUGCACUCUGCGCCGGGGUCUCCCAUGCCGGAAUCUUCUCCUUACGGUUCCACUUCCUCCGCUCCUCCUUGUAUCGAUUCUGGAAUGCUCGAUUUGCCGCCCGUGAAGCGUGAAGGAUUCGACCGCCAGACCUUGGAGAUUCAUGAGGAAAUACUCCCGCAACCUUUAAGCGCGGUGGGGCCGCAGGAGAUCGGGCUUCGAACUCAGGACCCGCGGCUGGUUUUCGAGGAUCACAUGACCAAAAUGAUUUUCAAGCCCGAAACCACCAUGACCAAAACCUCGCCCGAGGGUUUAACAAAGGAAUUCGGCCAAUUUCAGAUCAGUAGAGAACAUCAGGAAUCUUUUGAAGCCGUGCCAGAAAGCCAACCAGCAACAAUUAAUCCGGCCCCAAAAUCGCCGCCGCCGAUGAAGGCGGAGGGCAACCAGAAGGACGCCGGCCAACCAGACUCUGCAACCAUGCGACAAGAGGGCAGCUCAUCGAGUCUGGCCAGCAUGAAGCGGGAGGGCAGCGGUUCGAAUCUCUCCGCCUACGGCGACGACUCCAGAAAUCCCCAGCAAGACAGGACUAAACCUAUUCCGGCAGAGCUCCGGGCAGAGGAGAUUUACAAGCCCCCGCCGGAGAUGCUGAUGCAGCAGCAGCCGCAACAAUAUGUUCCAGAGCAGCAUUAUGUGGAAUACACACAGGCGCCUCAUUUUGUCCAUCCUGGACAAAUGCCGACUGCAGCCUACUGGCAAAUGCACGAUGACGGCGCAGUCCCCAUGUACUUCGUUCCCGCCGGAGCAGCAGCAGCACCAUCCCCUGUUCAGCAGCAGCAGCACCUUCCACGUCAGCAGCCUGCAUACAUGCCUGUCCAGCGAAUCCCUGCAUCCGUUGCUUACACGGCCCCAGUGCAGGGGGGACCACCACCUGGACCCCUUACACAGAAAAUUUCAGGAGUUGCCCCUGCUCCCUACCCUCCAAAAACAGCCGGAAAGAUCCCAAUGUACAGGGCAUCAUCCAGGACAGUUGCGCCUGAUCCAAGGGUCAUGAUGAGACCUCCUGCUAUACCUUCCUCUGAUCAGUAUGCCUACGCUUAUGAAGCAGCAAACCCUAGCCCCCUUACUCAGCAGAUGUAUUAUACUCAAAAGGCCACGCUCAUGAACCCUCCAUACCAAGGUGUCAUGGCUCCUCCUGUGACUGUAGAUCUCCAGGCUGCUCCGGAGAAAAUUGUGGAGGGCCAAAAGGCGAGCAGAGUUUCUCAGUCUCUAUGAGUUUGAAGAUGAUCAUCAGAUUAAAGGCAUUAGGUUUUUACAGUCUGUUGAUGAAUUUGAGAACUUGUGGAUUUGACUGCCUGUAUCAUCAGAUUUUCUGCAUUUCUUUUCUUAUCCUUUGUUUUCCUUGUCUGGAAUUGUAUCACCUAGGAAGUGCCAAAACCCUUGGGCUUUUCGUGGCCCUGUUUAAAUGUACUUUUGUGACAGGCAACUGUGUGAAUAGCUUUCAAGUUUUAAAUAUAAUUCAAUUAAAAAAUAAAUCUGUAAACAUUUGUACAGAACUUAAAGCUUC
Messenger RNA from Cryptomeria japonica (Japanese cedar), 2505 nucleotides. RefSeq lists its product as uncharacterized. NCBI's taxonomy places the organism in Eukaryota, Viridiplantae, Streptophyta, Pinopsida, Cupressales, Cupressaceae. Gene Ontology annotation, molecular function: protein binding. The record is from RefSeq and is a predicted model, not a curated record. The coding region runs from base 285 to 2213 and encodes 642 amino acids. The transcript is spliced from 2 exons.